CGGCGGACCGAACACACGUACCGACGCCAUCUCGAAAACUGAGGAACCAUAGUGCAGUGACGUGAAGUGACGCACAUGCGUGCCAAACCGACCUGAGUGGAUGUUUUGUACGGAUAGUGUUACUAGUGUUGUGUUUCGGAUAUCAGCCGAUGUGACCCUCACGUCAUCGAAGUGACAGGAACAAUGAAGCGGGACACUAGACAAAGGACGAUCGUGCCAAAGAGUUGUUGGUGAAAAUUGCACAAAGUAAUAGUAAAUAUGUUGGUAAAAGCGAGUGUGGGUUAAACAAAAAGGGAAAAAUGGGUAACAAGGGCUUCCCAAGCGAGGUCGCCGGCUUUUUCCUCGCUGUGGCUUUAUGCAUCAUUUGCCCGGAGUACGUAUCAUCAGCUCAAAGGGAGCUGGGCAAAGGAACCCCGACUAACGAAUCGGCGACAGUGGCGCCGGCGGGCCCCGUGGACAACGCGAUCAGGCCCGGGGCCGGGCCCGGCGACCUCCCGCGCCCCACUCCGCGCUCUGGGCCUUACUUCGACCUGUUGGCGUCAAAGAACGUCACAGCUCUCCUGGGGAAGACUGCUUAUUUGAACUGCAGAGUGAAGAAUUUAGGAAAUAAAACUUUAAAUAUGCAAGUGUCAUGGGUGAGACACAGGGAUAUCCAUUUGCUGACUGUUGGCCGGUACACGUACACGAGCGAUCAACGCUUCAGAGCAAUACAUCUGCCACACUCUGAAGAUUGGACCCUUCAGAUAAAAUAUCCUCAACACAGAGACUCUGGGAUCUAUGAGUGUCAGAUUUCUUCAACUCCUCAUAUGAGUCACUUUAUACAUUUAAAUGUCGUUGAACCAACGACGGAAAUCAUCGGUGGUCCCGACCUGUACAUCGACCGGGGUAGUACCAUAAACCUCACAUGUGUGGUCCUAUAUUCGCCGGAACCACCAGCGUACAUAUUUUGGAAUCACAAUGAUGCGAUUAUUAGCUACGAUUCCCCACGGGGAGGAGUAUCCGUGGUGACGGAAAAGGGAGAGACGACAACCUCCUUCCUCCUCAUCCAGCAAGCGAGACCCUCAGACUCUGGCACGUACCAGUGUAACCCGAGCAACGCCCAGUCGAAGAGCGUUGUCGUUCAUGUGCUAAAUGAAGCAAAUUCUAUUUUUCCUUUGUCAGGAGAGUACCCUGCGGCCAUGCAGAGAGGGGGUCAGGCCUUCGCCCCAACUUCACCAGCCCACUGCAUCAUUUUAGCUACUUCUCUCUUCGUCACCCUAUCUUGACAUUUACCUACAAUUAAUAACCUGUAAAUAAAGGAGUUUUGAAUCAUUCGGCUGUUUUUAAUAAUACUUUUAUUUAUUAUAUAACUUGGUGUAAAAUAAAUGUUAUUAUUAUUAGAAUCAGCUGAAAUACUCGCUAUUUCAUAGUGUGGGUUGUGUUAUGUAAAAUAUAAAUUUAAAUCCCUGUAGCUACAAUGCUUAUAUCGUAUAGAACUGUAUAUAGUGUACUAUAAAAUGUUUAUGAAUAUUGAUUUUCGUGGAUUUUUAACGUUAGCAAGUCACUGUUGAUUUCCCUAGCUCCAAUAUUGUUUCAUAAAUUAAAUUUGUGAGAAAUUAUUUGUAGGGAAUUCUUAAUUAAAUUGAAUCCCAUUUUAAAGUAAAAAAAGAUGUGUUUAAAAUAGAUGCAUUUUUCAUUGGAAAAAAUAAUUCGGAUUAGACCUAGAUAUAUGAUAUCAAAAUUGGGAAAAAUGUCGAUCCGAUGAGAGAAAUCUAUGUACACAGGAAUGUAUAAACAGCUGACAAUACUACGUUAAAACACAAAUGUUUAGAAAUUACAAGGACUGUACAUAAUAUUAAAGUAAAGAUAUACGAAUCAUUCUAUCUAGCUUUACUGUAUCUAUAUAAUAAGAAAUGUAAAUUGUAUCUAAGUUUUUAGUAAAUAAAUGGAUUUAAAUAAUGAUGUAAAUAUACUUGUGGACAAAUCUAUCAGGUUUAUCUGGAAUAAAUUGAAUGAAUUGGAGGUUUAAUAGAUUGAAGUGAAAAGAUUGAGAAAAUGAGUGAACCUGAGGAUGUUGUUCUCCCUGUAAUUAAAAUAUUUAAUACAGACUAGAAUAAUGUUUUGAGAAUAAUAUUAGAUAACAAGAUAUUUUACAGAUUAGUUAGAAGAGUUCUGAUUUUAAAAUAACCGUUGGUUGUACGUAAACGUUCUUCCCGUUAUAUCUUUCCAAUUUAAAAGUUAAAAUGUUUCUAUUCUCAUAUGAUUGCUUGACAUUUUGUACUUCGACAUUUUUGGGCCAGAAAACCCAAUGGACAUUUCAGUAAAGUCAUAUUUCAAAUUUUAAAUUACACCAUCAUUCUCAUAGUUAUUUAUAAACUACUAGCAUUUCGAAACGACUAUUGAUGCGAAAACGUAUUGAAAAUAACAUUUGUAAAUACAAUAUACUGACAAAUAUUGUGAAUGGCUGACAAAUGUCGAAAUACAAAUUUAUCUUUUCAAUUAUUUACUUUUCUUGAUAAUUAUUGUCUUCUAUUCCACCUCAACCGCUCGAUUCAUAAGUAUUAAGCUCUUCGACUAAAAUUUGUGUACAUUUAUUUUUGUACUAAAAUAUAUUUAUUGAACAUCGUAGAUACCCCGUCCCUGAUCGUUUUAAAGCAAGGAUCCCAUCAACAAAUUGGGAUUGGAUUAAUGUGCUUUUCAGACAGAUGCUGUCAAUAAAAAAAGAUUUAUAUUUCUGUUUCAAUAUAAAAUUGUACAUACGCUGUCCAAAAUUCUGCUACUAUUUCAAUGUAAAUUAAAUAAAAAAUAUGAAACGAAUAUUUCAUUGAGGUGUUUUCUUGGAUUAGGAUAUUGACAGAUCAUGAUUAAUAUAACCAGUUAUUAUUAUGUCAAAAGUUUAUAAUUGUAUACAAGUAACAAUAGUAUAAAACUUGUUGUAUGUAUUAUGAUACCUGGUGCGGUGCGUCGCACAGUAUACAUUACAUGUGUAAUAACAUAAUAAAGAAAACA
Plodia interpunctella (Indianmeal moth) is the source of this 2988-nucleotide messenger RNA. RefSeq lists its product as uncharacterized. Gene Ontology annotation, cellular component: neuron projection membrane. Lineage: Eukaryota; Metazoa; Arthropoda; Insecta; Lepidoptera; Pyralidae. The transcript has 8 exons. Bases 300 to 1265 code for a protein of 321 amino acids. Gene Ontology annotation, biological process: synapse organization. The record is from RefSeq and is a predicted model, not a curated record.